Lucilia cuprina (Australian sheep blowfly) is the source of this 2434-nucleotide messenger RNA. RefSeq lists its product as uncharacterized. NCBI's taxonomy places the organism in Eukaryota, Metazoa, Arthropoda, Insecta, Diptera, Calliphoridae. The annotation marks the transcript as partial. The transcript has 2 exons. The record is from RefSeq and is a predicted model, not a curated record. Gene Ontology annotation, molecular function: nucleic acid binding.
AAAGGAAACAACAAACUACAAUGGCUUUCAAAUGCAGUGAAUGUCAAACAUCAUUUUCCAGCCUUGAAAUGCUCCAAAUUCAUGAGGGGAGCCAUACCUCAACUUCCAGGAGAGCAGUGGUUGAGUCUUCACCUGUGGAGGGGAUUGUUAAAAGGACGAAGAAAGCGUUUAAAUCAAGGGUUAUAACCCUCUCCUAUACAUGUAGAAACGAGGAAUGUCUCAUACCUGAAGCAUUUUUAAGAGAGGCCUAUGGAGCACUUAAGAGUGAAGUAACUUACUUCCUAAAAAUACAUGAAUCUUUAAAGGUUAACGUAGAACUGCAUGCGUUAUAUGCUAAACCAAAUUUGGAUGAUUUGGAAAAUACACCAUUGGAAGUUAAAACCUUCCAAACGAAAAUGGUAGAAAUAUAUAACGCAGCUGAUUUUGAAAAAGCAUAUAUAACUAAAAUUGACAGUAUUAAUCAAAAAACUGAAGAAUUCCAGGAAAGAGAUAGUGGUUGGACGUUAGUUCAAUUAAUAAAAAUUGAUCUGAACGUUAACAAAUAUCAACCUCUUAAGGGAUCAAGUUUUUUGCCUCUCCCUACAAAACUACACCUAAAAAAAGCAUGUAUAAAUGUGAAAAAUAAAGAUGAGUUUUGCUUUAAAUGGGCUUUACUCUCGGCAAUUGGAGGUGUAAAAAAAGAUGCUCAACUUACAUCAAAAUAUAAAAUAGAUAUUUCAUCCAAACUAAUAAGCCUGAAUGGAUAUAAUUUAAAUUUUAAUGGGUUAUGCUUCCCAUUAAAAUUAAAAGACAUUAAAAUAUUUGAAACGAACAACCCAAAACUUAGUGUAAAUGUUUUUGGAUAUGAUGGUAAAAGUGAUUUAGUUGUUGGACCACACUACAAAACAAUGAAAGAAAAGCCCAUACACAUAAAUUUAUUGUUUUUGCAAACACCCAGUGGAGAUAAAUCGCACUAUGUGUGGAUUAAAAAUAUAUCAAGAUUAAUUCGUUCACAAACCACAAAGUUUGAAGGAAGUCUGGUAAUGUGUAAUGAUUGCUUACAACAUUUCCAUAAAAAAGAGAAAUUGGAGGCGCACAAAAAAAAUUGUGGUAAAUUAAUUGCAUAUGUUCCAGACUCGGAUAAGAGUUAUUUGGAAUUUAAAAAUUUUGGGAAUUCACUUAAUGUACCAUUUGUAGUAUAUGCUGAUUCGGAGUGUAUUUUUGAAAAUAUACAAACUUGCACUCCGAGUGGGGAUUCGUCAUCAACAACAUUAGUUGAUAAACACAUCCCAUAUGCAUUUUCUUAUUACGUUAAGUGUAGUUUUAAAAAUAGUUUAAGUAGAUUUAGGAGUUUCAAAGGGUUAGACUCAGCGAAAUUAUUUGUUGAACAGUUAGUAACUGAUAUAAAAUACUUAAAUAAUAAUUAUUUAAAAAAAGUUAUUCCUAUGACACCCUUAACAAACGAGGAAAUUUUAGAUUUUGAGCAUAAUAGUAAGUGCCACAUAUGUUCAAAAACUGUUUUAAAGGAGGAUAAAGUGAGGGACCACUGUCAUUUAAGUGGAAAGUACAGAGGACCAGCUCAUAAUUCGUGUAAUAUUAAUUACAAACUACCAUCAUUUUUCCCAGUAAUUUUUCACAAUUUUUCGGCAUAUGAUUGUCAUUUAUUUGUUAAAGAAUUAAAUAAUAUUGAUGAUGGCCCCAUUAAUAUUAUACCUUUAAACAAAGAAUUAUACAUAUCUUUGUCAAAAACAAUAAGUUCUGACAACGGUGGUAAUAUUGAGAUAAGAUUUUUAGAUUCUUGUCGAUUUAUGCCAUCAAGUUUAGAUAAUUUAGUAAAAAAUUUAACAAAGCAGGAGCUUAAAAAUGUAAAAGAAUUUCAUCCUGAUGAAACAAAAUUUGAUUUACUAAUAAGAAAGGGAGUCUUUCCAUAUAACUAUUUGAAUUCUAUAGCAAAACUACAAGAAACUUGUUUACCAAACAUAGAUGAUUUCUAUAAUAAAUUAACUGAAACAGUAUGUUCUUUAGAAGACUAUGCACACGCACAAGAAGUUUGGAGUAAAUUUAAUUGCAAAACAAUAGAGGAUUAUUUAAUGAUAUAUUUAAAAAGUGACGUUUUGCUAUUAGCAGAUGUUUUUGAAAAUUUUAGAAUUGUUUGUAAAAGCAUUUACAAUUUAGAUCCAUGUCACUAUUAUACAGCACCAGGUCUAUCAUGGGAUGCAAUGCUGAAAAUCACAAAUAUAAAACUAGAUUUAUUAACAGAUCUAGAAAUGAUUCAAUUUUUAAAUAAGGGAAUUAGAGGUGGAAUUGUUCAAUGCUCUGAAAGACAUUCUGUAGCAAACAAUAAAUAUCUCUCAGAUUAUGAUGACAAAUUGCCUUCUAAAUAUUUAACAUAUUUAGAUGCCAACAACUUAUAUGGUUGGGCAAUGUCUGAGUCUUUACCAGAGGGUAACUUUGA